AUGAGUGCUCCGUUAAUCCCAAACAAGUCAUGUUAUGCCCAGCUUCAGGACAACCACAGUGAAAUAAAAAAUAAUAAUGAAAGCACAGUGAGUAUGGGGGAUACAAAUGCCAACCAAAUUGUGACAAAAGUUAGAACCACUGAAGGAGAUAUCAAGAAACAUGAUUUGACAGAUGAGAGUGGGAAUAUACACCGUGGAGGAUCAGAAAAAGUUACUCAUCUGAAUACGGAGCAGAAUAAACUGGCCUUCAGAGACUCUCGGACCUGUAACAACAGUGUACAGGAAAGUAAACUGCCCUCAACCACAAGCAGGGAAAUAGCGAAAGACUAUAGAACCAGUGAAACUAAGGAUAUAUCAAGGCAUAUCAGGAUUAGCCGAGGACAAAGUCUGUCCAAUUUAAAAAGCAGCACAAAUGAUGCUAACCUGGAGGUUAUUUCAAAAGGUGACGUUGACCUCACCCAGAACUUUUCUAAGGGUAAAAUGUCCAGGACUGUGGAGAUGGAGAGAAUAAAAAGGCUUUCUCUGGGCAGACCAAGUAAAUUUUCUCCUCAAUCUGAAACAUUUGCAAAAGAAUGUGUUGGCCGCGUGUCGUGUAAACGUCUGCUUUCUGCAUCAUUGGAUUCCAUUGACAGGUCACACCAUUUGAUUGGAAAUGCAGAGAAAUCACAAAAAACAUCCACAGAUCAUUUUCUUGGGAUGGUGUUUCAUCCACUUGACAAUACCUCGGAGGAAAAUAUUGUGUUUUAUUCCAAACCAUCUACCUCAGGGAACAAGAAAAUAAGUAAACCAGAAAAUGUACCAAAUGUUAACACUGAAAGCACACUGCAUACUUCCCAUACCAAUCAUCAUUCAGCUACUAAGCCCAAUGAGACUGCUAGUAAAUCAGAAGCACAAUUAGGUCAGGGUGAUAAAAGUAAGAAAAUGGAUCUUAAGACUGCACCGUCUCUACAAUCUAAAAACACGUGCCAACAGAAGAUUGAGAGAAUUAUGCUGGUAGAGUUACUGGAGUGUCAAAAAGAUGAAAGUACGAUAGUGCAAGAAGAGAAAAGGUCUGUGUCUGACUCAUCAAAAUUUCCAGCAUCCCAUUUUCAAGACAUCUGUAAUAAAGUAGAGGAUCCAUUGUCAAGCGAGGUGGUAACCUAUCCUGAUGACAAAUUGCAAAGUGAUAACUUCACCGUCAGUGGGGAAGGGAGAGGAAGUAAUGACAGUGACAGCAGGGCAAGUAGCCAGGUUAGUGAGGAAUUUUCUACUGACAAAGAAGUGGAAACAGUAUUCCCACUCACAUGUGAUAGUAAAUCCAGUGGCAAAGUGACAUGUAGACAAAAUGAAAAUUUGCAUGAAGUUGAUGCAGGUUGCACUGAAACAGUUGGCGAACAGAUAUCUCUGAUACAUAACACUAAUAUACCUGACAGCAGACCCUUGCAAGAUAAUGAGAAUAAACUGAUGCUAGUCAAAGGAGUCACUGAGGAUGCUGCCAUUCCUGUUCCCGAUCUCUCAGAUCAGCACAGAGCAUGCAGUGCAGAGACAGUGUCGAACCAACAACCUGACAACCACGACAGUGAUGCGGAAACCUCAAGCUUUUCGGUUCCGAGUACAAAGACAGCUCAUGCACAGAAACAUCCUCCAGAUGAAGCACCAGAGAGUUAUAAGGUUUCGGCAAAGGCUGAUGCCUUGUUAUGUGUUCCCACUCCUGUGCGCCCAGUGGCAAUUCUGGAUGUCAAUAGUCAGCCCACCCUAUCUAACAGUAAUUUGAAGGACCUUUAUGCACUUCAUGUUGACAAACUGUCACCCUCCUCAGUCCUACCUCCUGUUGACAGUACACAGUUGUUAAACAUAUCCCCUAAAGUGCCUCUCAAGGCUGCUUGCAGCAGCGCAAUCCCCAAACCUAUCCUGGUCCACUCCAAGGGCUCCCUAGCAGAUAAGGAGGAUGUGGACAGCGACUACAGUGAAAAACUGGAAGAAAGCAUUGAGGUGAAACCUGCAAUACCCAAGCCCAAACAUGUGAGACCUAAAAUCAUCACAUACAUUAGAAGAAACCCUCGCUCAAUAGAGCAGCUUGACCCUUCAUUUGCACCACCGGGUCUGCCUUACAGUACCCCUGCGUGCAGCGUGCCAAUCUCUACCGAGCAGAAGGCAUCCAAUGGAGGGGAGGUGAAGCCCCCCACCAUCCUGUACGACAAAUUUAAACCUGACAUCCAGAAGCCAAGGCUCUUCAGUUCUGGAUUGGUGGUGUCAGGAAUUCGGCCCCCGGGACAUCACUUUGGACCGAUGAGUGAGAAGUUUCUGCAGGAGGUUGGGGAAAGGCCUGAAAAAGAUGAAUUUUGUCCUCCACCAUAUACCCACUACGAGGUUCCACCAAGUUUUUAUCGAUCUGCCAUGAUACUCAAGCCACAGCUAGGACUGGGUGCAGUCUCCAGGUUACCAUCUGCAAAAAGCAGGAUUCUCAUUGCAAGUCAAAGAUCCUCAGGUACCUGUCUUCAUCAGCAAGGAGAAAUAACAAGUGCUCCCAGCCUCUAUCACCCCGAUGCUUCAGUUGAUCUUAAGAAAGGCCCAUGUCCAAAUGCUGCAAAGUCAAAUCUCCCCAAGCCGUGUCAGUCUGGACUUCGUCCUCCAAGUUAUUCACGGUUGCCAGCGGCUAAACUGGCAGCAUUUGGUUUUGUCAGGAGCUCGAGCGUAUCCUCCGUCUCCAGCAACCAGUCAAAUGACAGUGCUCAGAGUGAUCAAAGCAGGACAACCAACCGUUCCAGCUUUGGAAAUGAAGAGCAAACCACUCCUAAGGCAUCUGCACCUUCUAAAGAUGUACCCAAGGGUAGCAGCAAGAGCACAACGCAGGUAUCGAGCAGCACAGCGACUCCACGCAGGAGCUUACUUCCAGCACCAAAAACUGCCACUGCACCUGCUGGUGUGAAGAAAGAAGCACAAAAAGAUCAGGAUGCUAGCAGACCAGCUGUCUCAUCCCCUAAGAGAUCAGCAGUAACAGCCACCAAGCUCCAUUCACCAGGACAUCCCAAGCAAAGGUCAACCACCCCAAAGAACGGAUGCUCCCCCAAACCAGGAGAGAGCCGAGAUGCUGAAAAGCAGUUCAUCCAGAGACUGAAGGAAAAGUGCGAUGAGCAGUCCCGGCAAUUAAGCAACAUUCGAGAUGAGCUUAAAAGGGCCAGCUGUGGGUUUGAUGUCUUUGCGAUAACAACACAGCACUUUUUCAGGCAGAAAGAAAAUGCCCUUGUGAAAAUAAACAAUUUAGGAGUGGAGAUUGCAAAGAUCAGGGAUGAAGUUGCCCUCAACACGGCGAGAUGGAAGAAACUACAAAGCGAGAAGGAGGAGCUGGAGAGGCGCUUCGAGGAGGAGGCGAGGAAGCUUCACUGGCAGCAGCGGGAGGAGCUGCAGGUGCUGGAGCAGCGGCUGCGGGGGGAGUACAGCGCCAAGAUGGAGAGCCUGCAGGAGCAGCACAGGCUGCAGCUGGAGCGGGUCAGGUCCCAGCAUCAGCACCAGGUGGCCGAUAUCACAGCUGCCCACGAAGCUGCAGUGUUGCAGCUGGAAAACAACCACACCGUGGCCAUCGCGGUGCUGCAGGACGAGCACGACUGCGAGAUUCGAGAACUGGUUGCUGCUCACGAGCUGGAAAAAACACAAUUAAAAGAGAAUUUUGAAAAGCUGCGGCUGUCACUCCAGGACCAGAUCGACACCCUCACCUUCCAGAACCAAUCUCUGAAGGCCAAAGCAGACCGGUUUGAAGAGGCUUUGAAGAAAAGCACUGAGGAACAGCUGAAGAUUGCACGAGCUCCGUAUCUGCACUUAGAAAAAGAUCUGAAGAGCUUAAAGCAUGUUCUGGAAAUGAAGAACCAUCAGAUUCACGAACAGGAGAAGAAGAUUAUGGAGCUAGAAAAACAAGCUGAAAAAAAUUUAAUCCUGGAAGAAAAAAUCACUGUGCUGCAACAGCAGAAUGAAGAACUCAGAGCCAGGAUUGAGCAAAAUACUGUCAUAACAAGGCAAUUAUCGGAGGAGAACGCGAACCUUCAGGAAUACGUCGAGAAAGAAGUGGAGGAGAAGAAGAGGCUGAGCAGGACGAAUGAGGAGCUCCUCUGGAAGCUGCAGGGGGGAGAAGCCGUGAGCCCCGUGAAAUCCCCGCCCGCAUCCUCCACGUCUUUCUACCGCUGCUCGUCGGGGAACUCCUCUCCAGCCAAAGCCAGAACCGUGCGGCGAUGAUC
Messenger RNA from Cygnus atratus (black swan), 4208 nucleotides. RefSeq names its product microtubule associated scaffold protein 2 (gene MTUS2). The record is from RefSeq and is a predicted model, not a curated record. The coding region runs from base 1 to 4206 and encodes 1401 amino acids. Gene Ontology annotation, cellular component: cytoplasm; nucleus. NCBI's taxonomy places the organism in Eukaryota, Metazoa, Chordata, Aves, Anseriformes, Anatidae. Gene Ontology annotation, molecular function: microtubule binding. The transcript has 14 exons.